Molecule: messenger RNA, 5747 nt
Organism: Morone saxatilis (striped sea-bass)
Lineage: Eukaryota; Metazoa; Chordata; Actinopteri; Moronidae
Gene: dnmt3bb.1
Product: DNA (cytosine-5-)-methyltransferase 3 beta, duplicate b.1
Exons: 22
Coding region: 226-2706 (826 amino acids)
Biological process (GO): negative regulation of transcription by RNA polymerase II
Cellular component (GO): nucleus
Molecular function (GO): DNA (cytosine-5-)-methyltransferase activity, acting on CpG substrates; DNA binding
Source: RefSeq, a predicted model, not a curated record
UAUAGAAAGAGAGUGAGAGCACACAGAGACCCGCACACAGCUCAGAUCUGCAGCAGCAUGCUCCUGCACACUCUACACAGAGAGGACUAGACCACUUGUGAUUCCUGCUCAAGUUCAAGGCUUUUUGUGUGUCUCUUCAAAAUCCUUUUUGUUUAAAACACCUCCACACAACAACAAGCAACUUCCUUCUCAUUUUCCUGCCGUGGAUGAGCGCAAGAAGCGUGGAUGAUUAUGUUUGAAAAAGAGUCAGGACAGACACUGGACCAGUCGACCGCAACGGCGAUGCCUUCCAACAAAUACUCCGCUACCAUCAUGGAGGAGAGCAACAACAUGACCGCCACUGCGCCGGUGAACGGAGACACGCCUCCAGCUGAGGGCCUAUCAGAGAACGACAGUGGCGUGGAGCUGACCAAUGAAAACAGCCCUCUGACUGCGGCCGAACCGCCUUCCCCCUUCAGCCCCAAGCAGAACGGAGACGCCGCCUCACCCCAAGAUGGUGAUAACCAGUGUUCGAGGGAAAGCAGGAAAAGAAGCAGGAAGAAGGCAGAGGAGGAAGAAAGUUCCUGGGACUCCUACAGUGAGGAAAAGUCUUCGGGAGUGUCUCAGUUGAGUUUGAGACAGACGCCUCGUCCCAGAACCAUCUUCCAGGCCGGUCUGAAGCCGCACACUCACACCAAAGCUCGCAGACAGAACCGCAAACAGGAACACAGCACGUCACUGUGUGGAGGUGGUCCUCUGGGGGCAGUGGUUGUAUCCGACGGUGUACCCGAGACCCCGCGCCUGGAGCUGAUGGAACAAGACUCCAAGGACUCGGCCCAGAGCAGCAGCACCUCGUCCAGCUCCGAAAUCCUGCCAGAGUACAACGACAACAAGGGUUUUGGCAUCGGCGAGCUGGUGUGGGGGAAGAUCAAGGGCUUCUCCUGGUGGCCCGGUAUCGUGGUGACGUGGCGCGCAACUGGCAAACGGCAGGCCAGCCACGGCAUGAGGUGGCUGCAGUGGUUUGGAGACGGCAAGUUCUCUGAGGUUUCAGCAGACAAACUGGACUCCAUCACUGCCUUCCCCAAGUUCUUCAGCCAGGCUUCCUACACCAAGCUGGCUUCCUACCGCAGAGCCAUCUUCCAAGCACUGGAGAUGGCCAGUUUCCGGGCGGAGAAGAAGUUUUCUCCCUGCGAGUCCGACAAUCCAGAAGACCAGGUCAAACCCAUGCUAGACUGGGCCAACGGCGGCUUCAUGCCCAAAGGAAAGGAGGGACUGAAACCUACACAAACCGCUGAGAGUAACCCGCUGGACCACCAAGUCCUGGAUGUGUCGCUGCCAGAGUAUUUCCCCAGUGCGAAGCGGCCCAGAGUCAGCCUCUGUAAGAACAAGGCCAUUCCCGAAGAGUCCUACAGCAGAGAACAAAUGGUGAAUGAAGUUCUGAAGAAUAAAAGAAGUAUAGAAGAGUUCUGUCUCUCUUGUGGAAAGAUGAGAGCAGCAACCUUUCACCCGCUGUUUGAAGGAGGCCUGUGCCAAACAUGCAAGGACGUGUACCUUGAGAUAUCCUACAUGUACGAUGACGACGGCUACCAGUCCUACUGCACCGUCUGCUGCGGCGGUCGAGAGGUUCUGCUCUGCGGCAACGCCAACUGCUGCAGGUGUUUCUGCGUAGACUGUCUGGACAUCCUCGUUGACCCCGGAGCGUCUAACAGCGCCCGGCAUCUGGACCCGUGGCGAUGCUACAUGUGCCAGCCGAUGCUGCAGUACGGCGUCCUGAAGCGGCGGCACGACUGGAGCCUCAAGCUGCAGGAGUUCUUCGCCAACGACAACGGACAGGAGUUUGAAGCACCAAAGAUUUACCCAGCAGUCCCUGCAGAGCAGAGACGACCAAUCAGAGUCCUCUCCCUGUUUGACGGCAUUGCCACUGGCUACCUGGUUCUACGGGACCUGGGUUUCAAGGUGGACCAGUACGUGGCGUCAGAGGUGUGCGAGGACUCCAUCUCAGUGGGUGUUGUCAGACAUGAAGGAAAGAUCCAGUACGUCCAUGAUGUCAGGGACAUCACUAAGAAAAACCUUCUGGAGUGGGGUCCUUUUGACCUGGUGAUAGGAGGAAGUCCCUGCAACGACCUUGUCAAUCGGCGUCCAACCGCUGCAGGCAUUUCAGAAGGCACAGGGAGGUUGUUCUUUGAGUUUUACCGUCUGCUGAGCGAGGCCAAGCCCAAAGAAGGAGAGGACCGGCCGUUCUUCUGGAUGUUCGAGAAUGUGGUCGCCAUGGGCGUCAAUGACAAGAGGGACAUCUCGCGAUUCCUGGAAUGUAACCCUGUGAUGAUUGACGCUAUCGAGGUCUCUGCUGCUCAUCGUGCCCGAUACUUCUGGGGAAACCUGCCGGGCAUGAACAGGCCUCUUUGUGCAUCCGGGAUGGACAAACUGGAGCUGCAGGACUGUCUGGAGCACGGCAGAGUUGCAAAGUUUGGAAAGGUGCGCACCAUCACUACCCGCUCCAACUCCAUCAAACAAGGGAAGGAUCAACACUUCCCUGUCCUGAUGAACGGGAAGGAGGACAUACUGUGGUGCACUGAGCUGGAGAGGAUCUUUGGCUUCCCUGUCCACUACACAGACGUGUCCAACAUGGGUCGCGGUGCCAGGCAGAAGCUCCUGGGCCGGGCCUGGAGCGUCCCGGUCAUCAGGCAUCUGUUCGCGCCGCUGAAAGACUACUUCGCCUGUGAAUAGGCACCAGCCGCCGCCGGGAAACAGACAACUCUUAUGAAUAAAAACACCAGCUUCUCUACUGUGAUACUGGCUCAGACAGACAUCAUCCGCUGGAGGUUUUUCUCCACUUUGGCAGGCAAAUAGCCAGAGUCACUAAAGAUGUGUGUAGCUGGGAGAUAGUGAAAGUAGCUGUUUGUUUGUGUCCAGCCCUUUCUGGAUCCGGGUGAUAAUGCACUGCAGACUUAGUCAAACAUAACACACACUAACACAAAGAUACACAAAUACAGCACAGGUGAGCACCUUGGCUGUGGUUUAUCACUACCCCAUAGAGUCAGGAAGAGAGAGAGGGAGGGUCAAAGGUCAGGUGUGCAGCCAGUCAGUAUCACCUGACUGUAAGUUUAAAGGUGGAGGCCGGCAGGGUGCGCCGACUCUCAGGAGGUUCAGCUGAGUUAAAAGGGAAAAAUGAGAAAACCUUUUGCUUUGUUUAUUAACAUUAGACCCGUACAGUGAUUUUAAUAGGACGUUUUUAAUUCCCUUGGAAGGUUUUUAAGUUGACAACACUUAUUAGUUGUAGAAAAUAGAGAACAACAUGGCACCCAAUGGUACAACUUUUUAAGUGGCUGCGUGUCAGACUUUUAUUUUUAUUUUUUUUAGGAAGUGUUAAACAUUUCAGAGGUCGCUCAUCCCUCCAUUUAACGGAUGAUUAACGUGUGUGAUGAGCAGGCUGCCAAUACAGGCUGUUAAUCUAAAACAAACAAAAAAACUCACUUGAACCAAAGUCACAAGAUGGACAGAUGAAGUCCUGCUCCCUUUUUUGGGCUACCUGCUGUUCCACUCGUCUCGUCUUUGUUUCAUUGGUCUGUCUAGAAACGCUCAAACAUGAUUCAGUGGUUCCUAUAACAUCUACAACAGUACUGGACUGUUCAUUUGAACCCAGAUAAAACAACUAUUAUGUUGUUUGCAUUCAACAACAACAACACAUCCCAUGAGUCUAAGCCACACAGAAAGUGGUGAAAGCCUUGUGGGAGCUGUAGUUGUUCAUUGUCAACAAAAGAUUCAGCCUUUUAUCUUUAUUAAAAUUUUUGAAUAUAGAUAUUUAGAUUCAAAUACAGAAGGAAAAUCCUUGUGUCUCAGCAGACCAAUGAAAGAAGCCCUCUGUGGGGAAAUACAUUCAACAAUGGAGGCAAGUGGACCACGAGCUGAACCUGGAACUGAAGCAGGAUUCUGGGUUUAUAUUUAGUUCAUAUUCAUAGUUUUUUAUGGUUUGUCGUAAAGAAAAGAAAAACUAUUUUUUACUUUUUGUCUUUGAAAUGAGUUCGUACGAGCAAAAUAGCUUCUUUAAAAAAGAAAAAAAAACUUUUAUUAAAGAUUAUAUAAAGAUGUUUUUGUGUAGAUAGUGUUAAACGUUGACCUUUACGUUAUGAUGUCACGAUGGCGUCUCCCUGAUAGCUACAUACAAAUACUUGAAACAAGCCAAUGUAAGAAAAACAAAACAAAAAAACAGAGAUAUAGAGAAUAGGGUUCUUGUCUUUUUGCCAACCAUUUCUGACAGCUAAGAAUUAAAGGGCAUUUAUCGUACUGUUUAGAUUUUUAGAGCUUAAAAAUAAAAUUAGUUUACUGUAAAUGGCUGGAUGCCAGAUGUGGGAGAUCCUGGUUUUAGAAGAAGUUCCUUUGAAUCCAGGAAAAAGUGUCACUGUGUGUAAAUGUGGUUUUUACAGCAACAGAAACAAUGGUGGGAAAACACUGGUGAACACGCAACUAGCACUGACUACUUUUUGUUUAAAGGAGUUUUUUUUUUUUUUUCAGUUUCCAAAAGAACAAAAUCUGUUAAAGGGACUUGACAUGAAGCCAUGAGGUGCUUUGUUACGUGUGGUGCACAUGCUUUGGUAUACAGUAUGUUUAAAUAAUUAUAGUCCACAAUGUGUGAAUGUGUAGUGUGUGGCGCACAUACAUAAUAAAGAAUAAUACUCCUUAAUAAUGAUAAAAGACUGUAAGUCGGCACCAUUUCUGAAUCUUUAAUGAAUUGGAUAGAAGGCGUUUAGCCUACAAUAACAUCAUACUGUAUAUUAGCAUUAGCAUGUUCAUCAGACAGUCAUUUACUGGAUAUGACCAAACUCACAAAAACUCUGUGCAGUCCUUUUUUUUUAAAUUUUAUUUUGAUAACUGGAUGAUUUUUUAAAAUGCUGUCACCAAAAUCAUACUGAACGGGCAUUACCUCAGACAAAGGGGGCAACUCUCCUCCUGUAGGAUCUCUGUUCUGUGAAUAUAUACUGUAGCUUUUUGCUCCCAUAUGCCCUGUAUAUAUAUAUAGCUUGUAUUUUAUCACUGGAACUUUUUUUACACAAUGUUUUGCGUACUGUAUCGAUAGAAAGGUUUACAAGUGUUUUAACUCUCAAGAACUACAUUAUAUUUUUAACACAAAAUGCACAAGCCUUCUUAAAGAACUGUUUCUUUAAUGGUGAAAGUUCAUUUAGAAAUGUUAGGACUCCUUUAUGGUGCUCAAAGGGCCCCUCAAAGUGCCAUCAGGAACCUUUUUCUAGUGUAAUCUCCUUUAAAAAAACCAAAAAGUAUUUGUUUACAUGCUUCAUUAAUACUGCUGAACUUGUUGAAUGUUUUAAGCUUGAAAACAGUACGCAAAAAAAAUCUAGAGUUUUUUCUUUUCUUUGUGUAACUGGUCUUUUAAAACUUUUUAUAUUGAGAACAUACGUAUAAUAUUAACACAGUAUAAAGCUUGCUUGAAAUUCGUAAUGUUACAGUAUAAUAUAGAGCAUAUUAAUCAAUAGCUUUUUAAUAUCUUGUGUUAUUUAGAUGCAGUUCAUUUGUAUGUGUAUUUGUAGGCUCGAGUGUGAAUGAUGUUAAGUUUCCUUUUUUUAAACUAUAACCUUUUUGUUCUUUAACUUUUAUCAGAAUCACAUUUGUGGAUUUUUGCUUUGGCUUUUUCAUGAACCUUAAGUGCAAACACAUUUAAAAAGAACAGAUUCUGUGCUAUUUUUAUACUUUUGAAUUAUUAGUGGAAAUGUUUGUGUACUUCUUAUAGCAACCUAUAUAUAAUUUUUACUCAA